AUGGCAACUUGUCUGCGUUACCCGGGCAAGGUGGUGAUUGUGACCGGUGGCACCAGCGGCAUCGGCCUGGCCACUGUGACAGAAUUUGUUCGCCAAGGAGCCAAUGUGGUCUUCUGUUCACGAGCAUGUGGAGCGGAAAGGGGACAAGAAAUUCAGAGGGAGCUGCAGAAUUCUGGGUGCCCGGGUGACGCAUUCUACCAAGUCUGUGAUGUCCGCAAUGAGGCAGACAUUCAGAGGUUGAUUUUGGUAACUAUAGAACGUUAUGGAUGCCUGGACUGCCUGGUGAACAAUGUUGGAACUGUUGAAGCUGAAACGAUAGAUGGUGUGUGUGCCCAAGACUUCCGCAACCUCGCACAACUCAACACUGAGAGCUGUUUGUUAACAUCAAAGUAUGCACUGCCCUACUUACGGAAAACAAGAGGAAAUAUUGUCAACAUUGCCAGUCUUGUCGGUGAUAUUGGGGCGAAGAAUCUGGUAUUGUAUACCAUGACCAAGGGUGCUGUGAUUGCAAUGACCAAAGCCCUGGCCAUAGAUGAGAGCAAAUACGGAGUACGAGUCAACAGCCUCUCACCAGGUAAUAUCUGGUCUCCUAUGUGGGAAAAGUAUGCAAGUCUGAACCUGGAUCCCGAGGCCAUAAUUCAGAAAUCUGCAUGUCAUCAGCUUCUGGGACGUUUUGGAACCCCUGAAGAGGCAGCCUUGGGCGUCCUGUUCCUUGCUGCUGAUGGAACUUUCUGUACUGGUUUCGACCUCGUGGUCAGUGGUGGAGCGGAAGUCGGCUUUGACACAAAGAACAGGGUGGAACUUCACCCUGAACCAUAUGAGAGUGGGAGAAUUCAGGUCUUCUCUAGGAAGUAA
Molecule: messenger RNA, 855 nt
Organism: Eublepharis macularius
Lineage: Eukaryota; Metazoa; Chordata; Lepidosauria; Squamata; Eublepharidae
Product: 17-beta-hydroxysteroid dehydrogenase 14-like
Exons: 9
Coding region: 1-855 (284 amino acids)
Molecular function (GO): oxidoreductase activity
Source: RefSeq, a predicted model, not a curated record